Messenger RNA from Malaya genurostris, 1025 nucleotides. Its product is annotated as transmembrane protein 177. The record is from RefSeq and is a predicted model, not a curated record. Bases 32 to 973 code for a protein of 313 amino acids. NCBI's taxonomy places the organism in Eukaryota, Metazoa, Arthropoda, Insecta, Diptera, Culicidae. The transcript is spliced from 3 exons.
UAUUGUUAACCGGUGUACAGUCUAAAUAAACAUGGUGAAGCCGGGACGAAUACCUUUUUUCUUGACCGAAACAGGUCGUGAUAUAGUGUUCUACGGGUCCACAACUUUGGCAGUCGGUCUCUUCGCUGUACACUACUUGCCACAUACGUUGGGUAUCGGAUAUCUGAAAGAAUUCGUGCAAGCUUACAAAAGUGGGCAAGCUCAAACGCCAUCGGAGAAACUGCAGCAACGUUUUGAACGUGCCACCAGACUUUUGAAUUUAUCAAACUUUGAACGGAAAUAUGUCAAACCCUUCAUGGUGUGUGGUUUUGACGUAUUCAAUGCUGGCUCUAUGAAAUCUAAGAAUGGCGGCUUUGUCGGUAUUCCGGCCAACUUUGAAUAUGACAGUGCAGCGGAUAUCGAGAAAGGCGAAGUUGUUCUACAAGGGAAGAAGAUUGAUUGGUCCUCUGAGGCGGGAAAGCUACUUGAAGAGUGUUUGGUUUUGAAUGAGGAUGAGCAGGUCUUUGGAAUGGCUCGAGAAAUACUAAACCUAAAUUCUCAUAAACUGCUCUUGCAAUCCAUAAUACCAUCAGUUAUGUGGGUUUUUACAUAUAGCGUGGGUUAUCUUAUCAAUCGCAGGAAUAAUCUCUACAUUCGUCCGUUCUCGUUACGAUGCAUGUUAUAUGCAAUUUGUGGUACUUUCGGUUUUGGGCUAUAUUCGUUCUCUACGGACAUGAGUGAGAUGUAUUUCGAUACACAAAUAGAUAAACAACUGGCCGACUUGGGCCCUGACGUAUCGGAUGCAGGAGCACGAUUCUAUGAUAAAGUUUUGAAAAAGAACAUCGCCAUGCGAAAACUAACCGGAGAUGAUUAUUACACCGCUAAGGGUAAUAUCAAUUAUCUUCUCCGACAGAAGGCGGCUCCACUAACGAUGCGGAAAGAAUUCUUUGUCACCUCAUGCAAAACGAGCUUAGGCAGUAAAGAGAGUAGUUAAACAGUUAGUUUCGCAAAUAGAUAUAAUAAAAUAAAUAGUUAAUUAUAGUCAA